This is a messenger RNA of Quercus lobata, 587 nucleotides long. Its product is annotated as Heavy metal transport/detoxification superfamily protein. The coding region runs from base 107 to 553 and encodes 148 amino acids. Gene Ontology annotation, molecular function: metal ion binding. The transcript is spliced from 3 exons. The record is from RefSeq and is a predicted model, not a curated record. NCBI's taxonomy places the organism in Eukaryota, Viridiplantae, Streptophyta, Magnoliopsida, Fagales, Fagaceae.
AAGAAAGGCAUAUAUAUGUAUUUAGGAUCAAAUUAAUGUACCAUAAGACAGAGGAAGAGUGUAUUAUUCAGGUUUAAUUUGUGGAGCAACAGCAAUAUCUCCCAUCAUGUUUGGUUGGCGAGUUAGGAAAGCACGAGUAUAUAAUGCCAUGUCUAUUGUGGAACUCAUGGUGCACAUGGAUUGUGAAGGAUGUGAAAAGAGAAUUCGAAGAGCGAUCUCGAAAAUAGAGGGUGUUGAUAGCUUGGAAAUCGACAUGGACCAACAAAAGGUGACCGUUACAGGAUGCAUUGACGAGAGGAAGGUGCUGAAGGUUGUGAGAAGAACAGGAAGGAGAGCAGAGUUAUGGCCAUUCCCAUAUGACAGUGAAUACUAUCCCUACGCAGCUCGCUACUUAGACGAGUCUACGUACACAACCUCUUAUAACUACUACAGGCAUGGCUUUAACGAAAGUGUACAUGGAUACUUCCCAGACCAAGCUUACUCAACUGUCCCUGAUCAAACUGUCCAUCUUUUCAGUGAUGAUAAUGUUCAUGCCUAUUGCACCAUUAUGUGAUUAUACUUAAUUUUUAUCCGAAAUCAUGUAUACA